Messenger RNA from Daucus carota subsp. sativus, 1160 nucleotides. RefSeq names its product GCN5-related N-acetyltransferase 9. The transcript has 7 exons. The record is from RefSeq and is a predicted model, not a curated record. Lineage: Eukaryota; Viridiplantae; Streptophyta; Magnoliopsida; Apiales; Apiaceae. Gene Ontology annotation, molecular function: N-acetyltransferase activity. Bases 159 to 893 code for a protein of 244 amino acids.
ACACAUGUUUGUAAUUUUAUCUAUUUUACGUCUUGUUUAGGUCUCGGCUGAACCAAAUACGCACACUAAUUAAGCAUCUCUAUACUCUGCUUAGAUUCUUCAAAACCCACAAAUAAUAUACCAGAAAUUGUAUACAUAAACACAGAUAUAGGGACAGAAUGAAUGUGAGUUUGGAAGGAGAAGAGAAACUGAUACUAGUACCAUACAUGAAAGAACAUGUCCCAAAGUACCAUCAAUGGAUGAAAGACCCGACCCUUUUAGCUGCUACCGGGUCGGAGCCCCUCACUCUUGAUCAAGAGUAUGAGAUGCACCAGUCAUGGACCCAUGACCCAUCUAAGCACACUUUCAUUGUUUUGGAUAAAGAUUUGAUCUUGCCACAAUUUGUUCAUGGGCAAGCCCAUGUUGAAGCUAUGGUUGGUGAUGUUAAUAUCUACAUGAAUGACUUGGAGGAUUCUCGUAUAGCAGAGAUAGAAAUAAUGAUUGCUGAACCCAAAAGUCGUGGCAAAGGACUUGGGAAGAAAUCAGUUUUGAUGAUGAUGGUGUUUGCAGUUGAAAAGUUUUGCAUUCACACUUUUCGUGUUAAAAUUGGAGAAUCAAAUGAAGCUUCCCUCAGAUUAUUCCGAAAAUUGGGAUUUGUGGAUGCUUCUUAUAGCAAAAUUUUCCAAGAGGUAACAUUGGAGUUAGUUAUAACAAAGCUAAAGAUGGAGGAGCUGCACCUGCUAGCUGGGACAACCAAAAAAAGACGUAGAGAGUAUGUUCCGGGAGAAAAACUCGGACCUCGGAGUCAGAGGUACAUAAACACAAGUGUCAGGCAUAUGGAAACACGUAUAUUAGGCACGGAAGCUGCAACUGCAAGUGAUGUUCCAGAUGUUGUGACUGGGAAUGGUGUCUAGAAGCAGACCAGAAGCUAUCCUCCGGCUUACGCGUUGAACUGGAGAAAGGACUGCUCAAUUAUUGUCUUGUGGUGACUCCGCAUUGUAGGCCUAAACUAACCCCAAUUUGUUGCAUCCUUAUUUGCCCACCUGCUUCCACACGUUUUUCUACUCUUCUUUCUGUCGUUUUAUAUCGGUUAUAAACGAGAAUCGAGAUCUCGAUUUUAUGCGAUGUGUUUAUCGACUUGGCCAUGAAUUUUCAGGAUUUUUAUUGACAUCUUUUUGGAA